Adineta ricciae is the source of this 216-nucleotide messenger RNA. The record is from the annotation of a GenBank genome assembly. Lineage: Eukaryota; Metazoa; Rotifera; Eurotatoria; Adinetida; Adinetidae.
AUGGAUAUGGCUGUUAGAAUUGGAAUGAUCCUAUACGGUUUAAUCUAUGUCCUUAUUCGCGAUGGGCUCAUUCAUCAACGAUAUUCUUCAUGGGCUAAAACCAAGAAUCCAUAUUUAAAACAAGUUCAACAAGCCCAUCAUCGUCAUCAUGCUUUCCCUUAUAAAACACCGAGUGAAGAACUUGGGUUGUUCUUGAUGAUUAGUCCAAAAUAUUGA